Molecule: messenger RNA, 5520 nt
Organism: Penicillium expansum
Lineage: Eukaryota; Fungi; Ascomycota; Eurotiomycetes; Eurotiales; Aspergillaceae
Gene: pkhB
Product: putative sensor histidine kinase/response regulator
Exons: 3
Coding region: 1-5520 (1839 amino acids)
Biological process (GO): protein autophosphorylation; phosphorelay signal transduction system
Molecular function (GO): phosphorelay sensor kinase activity; histidine phosphotransfer kinase activity
Source: RefSeq, a predicted model, not a curated record
AUGCAGCCUCCAAGAUCGCCUAGUCAUCGGCCCCCACAUGGUCACCAAUCCCAAAAACUGGUGGAUGAACUGGCGGGUAGGGUAGAUGCUCUCGAAAAGUCAUCUCUCAACCCAUCUCGUUUAUCGCGCGGUGACUCCACAGAGCAGGUUGUUGGUCUAACACCCAUCACCGAGGACGCACGAUCAGAAACCGAGCGACAGGAGGAUCAAGGACGCAGUUCACAUACCCUCAAGGAACUUCGAAAGCAGAUGGAAGAUCUCCUUGUAUACCAACAGAUGCAGCAAACUCAACCAGUCUCCUCCCAGACUCACCCCGUCUCCGCCAUUUCGAAUGAUACCCCAAGAAAGAGACGUUUGUCCAAGACCUUGUCCAAUACCUCAACGGAGGCUCCAGCUUCCAUCGUGCAUACCUCCGCAGGCUCGGUAGGUUCCGCGGGGACAAUCAAAGGUGUGCAGACAGAGACAUCUUCCGAUCGCAAACCAGCACAUACGCCGUCGUAUCCCUUUCCACAUAUUCCGCACAUCCAAAACAAACCAGCCAAAAUGGGGGUUGAACCAACGCCUCGUGGGGGGCCAUUUAGACUGAAGCUUCCAUCUGAGAAAUCUCAAUCUUCGACACCAGGAUCCCAAACUCUACCUCCAGAAUCAAAAGCGUCGGAUCCGCAUCCGACUUUUCUGCCCGCUCAUCAUAGCCAGGUCCAAGAAGAUCCAAAUUUUAUCAGUCCCAAUCUAUAUGAUCUGACACUUCAGCUGAAUGCGGAUUCGGGACUCGAAGCGUGGUGGUCCAACCUCAUUGAUAUAUUGCAAAUACAUUACGGGGCUGAACGCGUGUCACUCGCUGUCCCUGGAGAUGUGACCGAUUUGGAGAACGUACCUUGGGGACAAAAAGCAAUUUUUAACCAGAACGUGGAUACAUCUUUGGAUGAACUUCAAGAGCGUCAUAUAGAGAAGGGUCCAUCAACAGAGGUACCUCAGUCACGGAAAAGCGUCACGCAACAGAAAACCGAGACAGUAUUCCACCAAGCUAAAAUGCCUGGACCUUCCAGGCCAUCUUUAUUAUCUCGGCACUCAUUCGCUGGGUUUGAUAAAAACAAAGGCCACAGCCCCCACGAUCUCAACCAACCACAAGUUUCGAAGAUAAACGUCAAAUCCGAGAAAAAGCACGUGCAUAUCGCUUCCCAAAACCCGCCAUGCACGGAUCAUUUGAUGGGAGAGCACUCCGAACCCAAAGACGAUACAAUCAACAGUCUCCUCGGCAGUAUGCGGCAGGCUGUGUUCCCCACAGCUAGACCACUGGAGGUAGAGCUAGACCCCCUCAUAAAGCGUACAGGCGUGGUCAGGUUAUUUGGGCGUACCCGUCCCACCAUCUUAACACGUGAAUAUGCAGAGAGCGCGCAACAUCCACGGCGUUGGGCCGAGUCUGCCGACAGUCCGAAUGAGAUGGUUCAAGUCACUCCUGAUGUCGAUGGUCCCGGUGACAGGGGUAUUGGGAGUAUACCGAUGCAGCAAGGCCUCGGUGUCAGUGGAUGGAAACAGUAUGAUGAAUAUGAGCAGGUUCCGCAGUCUCCGUGGUCUCAGUCCCCUGCUCCUUCGCCCGCUCCCCGCACACAUGCAGACCAGAAUCCGUUCUUCUCAAACCAUUCGGUCGAUGAAGGGGCCUUCUCCAAGCAUCCGCCUUCACACGACUACUCUAAUCAUCUACCACUAGAGGCCAUUGGGAUCGAUCAAUCAAAGACCGUUAUCCAUAUUCCUCUUUUACAUGGUGGUCACUCUAACCAGGAUUCCCCAUCGACAUUGAGAUUUCCUGUUGCCGUUGUGUCGAUGUUGUGCACAAUCGUUCCAUAUCCUCCUAACCUCAGGCAAUCACUCUCACUUCUGAUGCCGCAUUUAACGACUUCUUUCUGCUUGGCUCAGCGAUAUAGCCAACUUGAAAGACAACUCUCAUCCAAGAUAGAAACUCCCCGCUAUGGUCAUCUUUUAGGUCUCGGGGGCACUUUCUCAGAUGCAAGCAGUGAAUUAGAGCUUGUUGCAGGACUAAGCGGUCACGUCAACUACUCUGUUGGCGACAACAACAACUCAAUGUCCGCACGCACGAGCAUCACUAGCCCUAGUGAUCGUUCGUCUAUAAAGUUCAGUCCUGCAGUUUCUGCUAUGGGGACCCCUGGAUUUGAUCUUAGUCAUAUUGGGUUCGGGUCCGCAAAUCAAUCUCCAGGAGUGGCCUCACGACCUGGCGGAGAAGGUGCUGACAGCUACUUCAAUGUCCCGCAAAAUAAAAGCUCCCGAGACAAUGCAUCCCAGAACAGACCACGGCUCCUCAAGUCAAAGACCACCACUAUUGACUCAUCGACACCACUUUCUCCCGACAAAGUGGCUUGGAAACCAACCACGAGCGAUGAGCACAACCUACAAGAUCAAUCUUUCUACGUCGCAUCGCCACUGCAAGAAACCAGACCGCCCAAUGCUUUUUCUCCAACUCAGCAAUCAUCACGUCAAGCCUCUACAAACUCGUUGUAUGCCCAACUGCAACGGGAGCUCCCGCGCCCGUUCUCUGACACAAUAGCCCAGCUGAUGCUUAAUUCGAUCCCAUUGCAUCUCUUCCUGGCAAAACCCCAGAGUGGCGAAGUGAUCUGGACCAAUUCCAAGUUCGAUGCUUACAGAAGAAGUCAGCACCAAGAGCAAAGAUUUCGAGAUCCUUGGCAGAAUAUUCAUAGCAGUGAGAGUGAGCAUGUUCAUGUCAAAUGGGCCAAUGCUUUGCGCACGGGUGCACAGUUCACGGAAAGAGUGCGGGUCCGAAGAUUCAACGACGAAUCGGCAUAUCGCUGGUUCAUCUUCCGGGCCAAUCCGUUGUUAUCGACAACAGGAGAGGUACUGUACUGGAUUGGGUCUUUCCUUGACAUUCAUGAGCAGCAUAUUGCUGAGCUUGAGGCAAUUCAAGAGAGGGAGAAGUUUGCUAUUGAUGCAAAGUAUCGUGCAUUUUCCAACUCAAUCCCACAGGUUGUGUUUGAGGCAACGGAGAACCGCGGAUUGAUAUUCGUCAAUGAGCAAUGGAAUCUGUACACCGGCCAACCGCUCGAGGAGGCACAUGACCUCGGCUUCGCUAAACAUGUUCAUCCUGAUGAUCUCGAAAAGUGCGGCGAGCUGUCUCUCCGCAGCACAUCUCAGAACGCGGACCAAAAUGAUAGCGGACCUUAUGAGUUCAUGGUGGGAUCGGCCCUCGAUGAACUUGUGAAGCGCGGCAUUGCUUCUUUGCAGCAAGACGAAAAUGGCCGAGUCUUCUAUUCCACCGAGAUCCGCCUUCGUUCUCGAGGCGGUGAUUACCGGUGGCAUUUGGUUCGCGUAGUUCGCGUCAAGACCAGCAGCUUCGGGAGUGAGGAAGCGUCCUGGUACGGAACAUGUACCGACAUCAACGACCGCAAAAACCUCGAAAGAGAACUCAACAAGGCCAUGCAGCAGUUGAAUCACCAAAUGGAGUCCAAGACGAAGUUCUUCAGCAACAUGUCACACGAGAUCCGAACCCCGCUUAAUGGCAUUCUCGGUACCCUUCCGUUCAUCCUGGAUACGCAGCUUGAUAGUGACCAGAGGCGAAUGCUUGACACCAUCCAAAAUAGCUCCACCAAUCUUCGCGAGUUGGUGGACAAUAUCCUUGAUGUUUCCCGCGUCGAAGCUGGCAAGAUGUCAAUGGUCAAAUCCUGGUUCCAUAUCCGAUCAAUGAUUGAGGAUGUAAUUGACACCAUCGCCUCACGAGCGAUUGAUAAGGGUCUUGAGAUCAACUAUCUCAUUGGGGAGGACUUGCCGUCGAUGGUGAUUGGUGAUCGGUUCCGAAUUCGUCAAGUCCUGAUCAACCUUCUCGGAAAUGCAGUCAAGUUUACUGCGCAGGGUGAAAUCCACAUCUGCUGUGACAUGUAUCGGGAUCCAUCUGCAAAUCCCAGUGAUACUCAGGCAUUUAUGAACUUUGAGGUCGUGGACACCGGCAAGGGAUUCAGCUCUCAGGAUGCGGAACGCCUGAUGCAACGAUUCAGUCAGCUCGGAGAAAAUGUGACACAGCAACAUGCAGGUAGCGGUCUAGGACUUUUCCUGUCGAAGCAACUCGUCGAAAUGCAUGGCGGCAAGCUCACUCCUAGCAGCAAAGAAGGCCAGGGUGCAAAGUUCUCUUUUAACGUCAAGGUCGAUGCUCCUCCGCCACCUUCUCCUUCUGAGCAGCCCAAAUUGAUGCGCCAGAAUUCAACUGCCUCAAGAAGACCGGCAACGUCCAGAACCACGUCUUAUCAACAAGCACCUCCUCUAGCUCCCAGAAAUUCCGACUCAUCCGGCAAAAGCUCUGAUACCACCCUUUCCGCCUCGUUAUCAAUUACAUCCUCUGCUCUCCCAACCCCAGAUAUUGGCCCCACACCCCUGCCGCCUCCGUUGGAGCAGACAAAAGCUUUGGUGAAUCUGCCAGAUGCAGUCUCGAAUACAAGAAUCCAACCUGCCGUUACAAAGCCCGACACACCGGCCGGCGUGGCGUCGCCUAUGUCUCAAGCAUCUGCCUCUCCAAAUACACCAAUAGGUCCAGUACCUGUGCCUGCCCAUGGUCCUUUCUCCAUUGUGAUUCUAUGUCCGCUCACAAACUCCCGACAAGCCAUAAAACAGCACAUUGAGCAGGUCGUCCCUCAUGAAAUUUCGUUCAACGUCACAACGUUAGUUGAUGUUGAUGAAUGGAAAGAUGUGAUGCACUCUGCUUCCGAUCCUAAUCCUUGCACCCAUCUUGUCUUGAACCUUCCAACUGAUGAUAUCCUGGAGGUCAUUCAAAACAUUUCCGACUCAAGCUUGGAUCCCGCGCCCGUCGUCGUUAUCAUUGCAGACCUUUACCAAAAGCGUCAAAUUAGUUCACGGGUCAAAGAGCUGGCGGCGUCAGGAAAGCAGGUUUUCAUAGUGCCAAAGCCUGUCAAACCUUCUGCUUUCUCGAGUAUCUUCGAUCCCAAGAGCAAGCGUGAGCUGAGCAAGGAUCGCAACCAGGAUAUGGCGCGCGAGAUCAAUAACAACUUCAAGACCGUGUCCAAGAUGGUCAAAGAAGUUUUGGGCAAUAAGGGUUAUCGAAUCCUGCUUGUCGAGGAUGACGAAACCAAUCGAGAUGUCAUGCUAAAAUAUUUGGACAAGAUCAAGCUGAUGUCGGAAACCGCAUCCAAUGGACUAGAGUGCACUAACAUGGUGCUCUCUAAAGAGCCAGGAUACUAUUCUCUCAUCAUCUGCGAUAUUCAGAUGCCUAUCAAGAACGGUUACGAUACCUGUAGAGAUAUCCGCGAAUGGGAGCAAAAGAACCAUUACCCACAGAUUCCAAUCAUGGCUCUUUCAGCAAACGCAAUGACAGAUCAAAUCGAAAACGCUGCCCGCGCAGGGUUCAAUGACUACGUUACCAAACCGAUCAAACACAACGAAUUGGGGAAGAUGAUGAUGGGACUUCUCGAGCCCGGUCGCCCACUCAUGCUUCUGCGAGACCGCCUUAGCCCAGAACAACAGCAGGCCAUCGCUACUCGCCGCUAG